UUAUUCUUUUUUAUUUUUAAUUAAUUUUUGUGGCUAAUAACCGACAUAAAAAAAUAAAAUUAAAACCCUCUAUAUAUAGACUUCCAUUACACUUUGAUCUAAUUUAUUAUAAAAUCUUUGGUUUGAUUUUUUGCAGAAGCAAAUCAAUCUCUUCAGUUUACGUGCUCACAGAACAAACCCUCUUAGGACCGUUUUCGAGUUUUCGACAAGCAAGGUACAUGGUUGAUCUAGACAUUCAGAUCCCCGCAGCUCUUGACCCGUUUGCAGACGCCGAGUCGGAGGCUCCUGGAGCGAAGGAGUAUGUGCAUAUUCGAAUUCAGCAAAGGAAUGGAAAGAAAAGCUUGACGACUGUUCAAGGGCUGAAGAAAGAUUUCAGCUACGAAAAGAUCCUCAAGGACCUCAAGAAGGAGUUUUGCUGUAAUGGGAAUGUUGUGCAGGAUAAGGAGCUAGGAAAGGUUAUCCAACUGCAAGGUGAUCAGCGUAAGAAGGUCGCGAAUUUCCUCGUUCAGGCCGGCCUUGUUAAGAAGGAUCGGAUCAAGAUCCAUGGUUUUUAAGCCUUGAGUUCUAUUCAGCUGAUGAACUAGAAGUUCAAUUUCCGUUUUUCGAAGUUUUUUAUUGCAGUUUGAUGUUUGUGGUUUGAUUUGAUUUCCUUUAUUGCAGUUUGAUUUGAUUUGAUUCGAAGUAGCGUGGAAUGUAAUCAGCUUUCGAAGUUGGUACUGAUAAAUAAAAUUGGAUGUUUUCUUGGGUUUGAAA
Molecule: messenger RNA, 753 nt
Organism: Chenopodium quinoa (quinoa)
Lineage: Eukaryota; Viridiplantae; Streptophyta; Magnoliopsida; Caryophyllales; Amaranthaceae
Product: protein translation factor SUI1 homolog 2-like
Exons: 2
Coding region: 219-554 (111 amino acids)
Biological process (GO): translational initiation
Molecular function (GO): translation initiation factor activity; RNA binding
Source: RefSeq, a predicted model, not a curated record